Molecule: messenger RNA, 2376 nt
Organism: Frankliniella occidentalis (western flower thrips)
Lineage: Eukaryota; Metazoa; Arthropoda; Insecta; Thysanoptera; Thripidae
Exons: 7
Coding region: 47-1300 (417 amino acids)
Source: RefSeq, a predicted model, not a curated record
UAUAUAGAAUAGUUUCACAAAUUUACGACAUCGAUAAUCGAAUGAGAUGAAAGCGUGUCGUAAAUAUGCAGACAUAUCGUUCCAAGAGGAAGUUUUGCAUCCGCUGAGCAGACAGAUGCCCCAGCUACCGGUCGCUCAGGGUCUCGCGAGCAGAACGUUGCAGCUGUUGCGGGCCGACCUCUACAUUUGCGAUGUCGCCGACCACGACGAAGGCCCGCUCACCCAACACCUGCGAUGGUGGGUGCGAGUUUUGUCCGCAGGCGAGCUCCCGGGAAAGACGAACCAUCUAUUGGCGCUUUUACGGCAAAGCACUACGAGUCUCGUCAUUGUCGUGGCGGUCAUAGUGCAGAUGAUCUACGACGCGAGCGUCACGGGGAGCAUGUUCGGCUUGCGGAUCGCCCUCGCCCUGUACACGACCCUCGUCGUCAUCGUCAUCUUCAAGUUCCGGAGACGCGGCAUCAAGGCGUGCCUCAGCCAGCUCGUUCAACUGAGCGCUACACUGGACACCCACGCACAGGCAAAGACUAAGACGCACAUGGCCGCCACCGCCCGGCGCUGCGCCAAGCUGGUGCGCUUCUACGAGGCGUACGCAUGGCUGACAGAGGUUACGGUCUUCGUGGCGCUGAUCGUCCACUGGCAGGACUCCGCGGCGGCCGGGCUGGAGCUGCUGAUUGGCACGCACCAUCAAGUCGCAACGACUAUACUGCUUUGGGCCUCUCUGGCGCUCCGGUUGUACUCGGGGGUCAGCGCCGUUCUGGCCGACUACACGUCGGUCGUCCUCAUCCUGGUCAUCUACCUCUCCAUGGCGAACAUGUACGAGGCCAUAGGCGAGGCCCUCCAGACGAGGCCCUGCAACACGCUGUUGGCGCACCAGCAGAGCGUCCUCACGCAGGCCUCCCUCAACAUGGAGGCGUCCGUGGCCGACCUGCUCUCCCAGGUCCUCAUCGUGAGCGUCGUGGUCCCGCUGCUCAGCACCGUGGAGGUGGUGCUGAACGGCCUGGAAGCGGAUAUGUUCGCCGUUGGGAUGGCACCGCUGGUGCUGUUCGUGUUCGUUCCGUUCUGCCUGGUGGGCGACGCCAUGACAUACGCCCGUCUGCGCUUCGCCGACCGGGCGGGCGCCGGCCCCUGGCUGGAGGAGACGGUGCAGAUCAGGAAGAUGCGCCUCGGCAUGGUGCAGCUGUCCCAGGGCCACGGCGGUGACCUCAGAGGCUGGGGCAUCGGGCACCUGGACAGGAAAGCUUGCGGAAGCGCGCUCAAGUCGUGGUUCCAGUUCCUGCAGGUCCUCAUGAACUUGCAGUAGUAGCGAUCCUAAACGGGGAUGUAGUCACUGUAACAACUGUACGGCUCGCUCAAGACCCAGAAGAAUGAUUAGCUAUAGCGAACAACGUAUAGUUAAUUCAGGGAGCACUAUAAAAUAUGGCUGGAUGCAACAUUAGCGGGUUGUGACAACCAAAAAUAUGGUUUCCAUUACCGUGCCGUUGUUGCCUCGACCAUAUUUCAUGGUGCACCCUGAGCAAUUUUUUGUAAUCGAGAGAGAAUUUUCAACAUUUUUAUCAGUUCAUUUUCAUCAGUGCCGGCGCAACGCCUUUCCUCACAAUGAGAUAAGGCCGUCAAAGCGAUAUCGGAACGACAUCGUUUCGACUCAACUUUGAUCAUUUCGAUAUCGGCAUGAUUGCCGUAUCUCAUGGAGCCUACGGCUGGCCCCCGCCAGCGUGAGCGUACGCUGCUCUGGGCGGGGAAUCCCUAACUCGACACAGCAUAACUAAUAGGGAUGUGAUGAGUGUUGUUCAUAUUUAUGCCUUACAGUAAAACGACUUUGGGCCACAGUCGUUUUGAUCGUUUUGACAAAGCACACUGAAAACCUGCUCUCCAUGCCUCACACCACACUAGAGGUGAGCGAAUAUGUUCGCAUUCGAACGAACUCGAACGAACAUCGAGCUGUUCGUGUUCGCUCGAACACGAACAUGAGGUGUUUGGACUCGAAAUGUUUGAGUACUACUCGAACAGAAGUUCGUCGUGGGCGAAAAAAAUUGAGGUGUGUUUCAGAAAGACGAGUCAUAUUUGGGUGUAAUUAAGGGGGCAAUGGCAGGUUAACACAUAAUUACAAUUUUAAAUGUUAAUGUAACUAUUGAAAACCAGCGUGAAUAGUUAUUUUAACUCGUAAGCAAAAACACAAAUUGUAUUAAUUGUUCGGAAUCGGAUCGAAUUUGAAUAUUACAUUGGAGAAAAAUAAGGCUGUUUGUUCGUGUUCGUUCGAAGAUUUUUAGACCAAAUUUGUUCGAGUUUGCUCAAAUUCGAGCUGGCCUGUUCGCUCAUCUCUAUACCACACCGAAAAGUAAGGUGAACAACACACAGGUCACCGUUACCUAAGUAAGG